Medicago truncatula (barrel medic) is the source of this 1861-nucleotide messenger RNA. RefSeq names its product probable pectate lyase 18. NCBI's taxonomy places the organism in Eukaryota, Viridiplantae, Streptophyta, Magnoliopsida, Fabales, Fabaceae. The transcript is spliced from 4 exons. The record is from RefSeq and is a predicted model, not a curated record. Bases 242 to 1732 code for a protein of 496 amino acids. Gene Ontology annotation, molecular function: pectate lyase activity.
AACCCAAUUCCCAAAAAUUCCAGCUUCCUAAGUUGUUGUGCAUUGAAGAGGAAGACAUCUGAAGCAAAAAAAGAAUUUUUAUCUAACAAAAAAAAAAAAAAAACAGACAAAACCAAAGCAAAACCCCUCAAUCAAUCCCUUCUUCCUUUACUUGCUUACUUACCCAAAUACAAUACCCCCAACAACACCUCUCACACAAGUCAUUAUUAUUUGCUGAUUCAUUCAUUCAUUGAAACAAAGAAUGCUUCCUAUGAGCUGCAUUCUUUUAAUGUCCCUCUUGUGUUCUUUCUUACCCCAAAUCAAAGCUUUCUCCAACCUCACCUUACCCCACCAACAUCCUUACCCUGAGGCUGUGGUUCACGAACUUCAUCAGAAAAUCAAUGUGUCAUUUUCAAGAAGGGAACUCCUCUCAAAAGAUCAAGGUGCUUGUUUAACUGGAAACCCGGUAGACGAUUGCUGGCGAUGCGACCCAAACUGGUCCGCAAACCGUCAGAAAUUAGCGGAAUGCGGAAUUGGUUUCGGUCGCGCCGCCAUGGGAGGUAAAGGAGGUCAGAUCUACAUAGUAACAGAUUCCUCCGACAACGACCCAGCAAAUCCAGUUCCAGGAACACUCCGUCACGCCGUGAUUCAAGACGAACCACUCUGGAUAAUCUUCUCCUCUUCCAUGACAAUAAACCUCCGUCACGAACUCAUCUUCAAUUCUUACAAAACCGUCGACGGUCGCGGCGCAAAUGUUCAAAUCACCGGCCACGGUUGCAUCACACUCCAAUACAUCUCAAACGUAAUAAUCCACAAUAUCCAUGUUCAUCACUGUAGACCCUCGGGGAAUACUAACAUACGUGCGAGUCCAACGCAUGUAGGAUUCAGAGGCAUAUCGGACGGUGACGGAAUAUCAAUCUUCGGUUCACGUAACAUCUGGAUCGACCAUUGCUCGUUAUCUUAUUGCACCGACGGUUUAAUAGAUGCUAUAAUGGGGUCCACUGCAAUAACAAUUUCGAAUAAUCAUUUUGGUCAUCACGAUGAAGUUAUGCUUUUAGGUCAUAAUGAUAAAUACACUCCAGAUAGAGGAAUGCAAGUAACAAUAGCGUUUAAUCACUUUGGUGAAGGACUUGUUCAAAGAAUGCCACGUUGUAGACUUGGUUAUAUUCAUGUUGUUAACAAUGAUUUUACACAGUGGGAAAUGUAUGCUAUCGGAGGUAGUGCUAAUCCUACUAUUAACAGUCAGGGUAACCGUUACACAGCUCCUUCCGAUGCAAAUGCUAAAGAGGUGACAAAGCGCGUGGAUACAGAUGAUAAAGAAUGGAGUGGUUGGAAUUGGAGGACGGAGGGGGAUAUAAUGGUAAAUGGAGCGUUCUUUGUACCGUCAGGGGUGGGGAUGAGUGCUCAGUAUGCGGAGGCGUCAAGUGUACAGCCAAAAUCCGUGGAGCAAAUUAACCAGCUUACAAUGUACUCUGGUGUAUUCGGUGAUCCCAGGGAUAAUGGGGAUAUAUAUCCCGGGUUCAACGGUGGUGGGACCACGACAGGAGCCAACAGCAAGGGUUACAAUGGGAAUGGGGGGUCCAGCAAUGACGAUGGGGACUUCUUUGGUAUGAUAUUCAAAGGUACCAGCAGCCAAGCAGCACCGCUAGUACCCUACUCAUCUAUUGUAUUUGUUUCAACUUUUUUGUCUCUUUUAAUUAUUUUCAAUUUGGACAUUAUCACCAACUAUGAUAUUUUAUUAUCAUUACUAUGAUGAUCUCACAAUUGGGGUGGGAAAAGAAUUCCUUUGAUACCAAAAAAGUUAUCAAAGGGAAAAAAGUUCAAAGUUACAGUAAUUUAUUUUAGAAUUUAGAAAUUAGAAAUCAUAUUUCAUUAUGCACAA